Molecule: messenger RNA, 1296 nt
Organism: Papaver somniferum (opium poppy)
Lineage: Eukaryota; Viridiplantae; Streptophyta; Magnoliopsida; Ranunculales; Papaveraceae
Exons: 3
Coding region: 1-1296 (431 amino acids)
Source: RefSeq, a predicted model, not a curated record
AUGAAGAAAGACAUGCCCAACAUCAUAUCUCACAUGCAGUUUGCAUGUGUCCUAGGAAGACUGAAUUCAGAGAACAUUUGUAUUGUUCAAGAGAUUGUGCAAGCCAUGAAGAGGAAGGAAGGCAAAGCUGGUCAUCUUGCGCUGAAAAUGGAUAUGUCUAAAGCCUUCGACAGGCUUGAGUGGACUUUCUUAAUUAACGUCCGAAAGGAAUUUGGGUUUGGUGAUAAAUUUUGUCAGUUGGUGCAUCAAUGUAUUAGUUCCACUCAAAUUGAAAUUAUGUUGAAUGGUGCUCCUACUGCUCUGUUCUUUCCUUCUCGAGGAAUCAGACAAGGUGGCCCUCUUUCGCCCUAUCUUUUUAUCCUAGCCAUGGAAUCAUUCUCAGGAUAUCUUGCUUACUAUGAAGAUAACGACACGCUAACUGGUAUGAAUAUCUCAUGUUCAGCCCCUAAAAUCAAUCAUCUUUUAUUUGCAGAUGACUGCAUCUUAUUUUGUAAGUCCAAUCAAGCUCACACAAGUAAGUUGCUUCAAGUAAUUAAUCAUUUCAGUAGCUGUUCAGGUCAGAUAAUUAAUUUCAAUAAGUCAGCUUUAUUUUUCUCAUCAAAUAUGGAGCCAACAGAUAUUCAAGAUGUUAGUGGUUUUCUUCAAAUUAGAGAACUAAAUAUUAAAGAAGAAAAAUGCUUGGUGCUUCCCUUCUUUGUAGGCAGAAACAAAAGAAUUCCUUUCUUUAUUCUGGUGGACAAAAUGGAUCACAAGUUUUCAAAGUGGAAUGCAAGUAAUAUGUCAGAGACAUCCAGAGUUCAACAGUUCCUAUGGAAAGCUAUCUCUAACCUUCUCUCUACUAAGGAAGCUUUGGGUUAUAAUGUGGUUGGUGAUAACAAUCUAUGUCCGUUAUGUGAUCAACACGUAGAGUCUGCAGAUCAUCUCUUCAUGUCUUGCACAGUUGCCAGACUUGUUUGGUUCACAGUAUGGGAUGGACUUCUAACCCUCGACUUAGUCUUGCAGACUGGAUAUCUAGCUGGUUCACUAAUCAUCCGUAAUUGUGCAGGUGAACAACAAGGAGCAAGGUGUAUCUUCUUGAAAGAUCUCAGACAUGCAGAACAAGCCGAAUGCAUGGAACUGUGGGAGGCGGUGAAAUGGGCAAAGGAAUUACAGCUAGCAAAGGUUUUAGUCUUCGCUACAAAUCUCUCUGCUUUGCGCUACAGCCAUUUAUCGCCCCCUAAUAUCCUGGCUACAUGGGUGUUACAGUUGAAUAACAAAUGGCGAUUAUACAUUUUUAUUAUUGGAAAUGAGGAAUAA